Molecule: messenger RNA, 1262 nt
Organism: Xenopus laevis (African clawed frog)
Lineage: Eukaryota; Metazoa; Chordata; Amphibia; Anura; Pipidae
Gene: polr2e.L
Product: polymerase (RNA) II (DNA directed) polypeptide E, 25kDa L homeolog
Exons: 7
Coding region: 87-719 (210 amino acids)
Biological process (GO): tRNA transcription by RNA polymerase III; transcription elongation by RNA polymerase I; DNA-templated transcription
Cellular component (GO): nucleus; RNA polymerase II, core complex; RNA polymerase I complex
Molecular function (GO): DNA-directed RNA polymerase activity; DNA binding
Source: RefSeq, a predicted model, not a curated record
CAACAAGGGUCCUCCUCCUACUACUGCCCUAGGAAGCAAGCGCCGGAAAUCGUGCUCUUGUUCCUGUUUGGUCUCGUGCAGAAAACAUGGACGACGAGGAGGAAACUUACCGGCUAUGGAAGAUCCGGAAAACUAUUAUGCAGCUGUGUCACGAUCGUGGUUACUUGGUAACGCAGGAUGAGUUGGAUCAGACACUGGAUGAGUUUAAAGCCCAGUUUGGUGACAAACCUAGUGAAGGGCGCCCUCGACGAACUGAUCUGACAGUAUUAGUGGCUCAUAAUGAUGACCCCACAGACCAAAUGUUUGUUUUCUUCCCAGAGGAGCCCAAAGUUGGAAUAAAGACAAUUAAGAUGUAUUGUCAGAGAAUGCAAGAGGAAAAUAUAACAAGGGCUUUAAUUGUGGUUCAGCAGGGAAUGACCCCAUCUGCCAAACAGUCCCUGGUAGAUAUGGCUCCCAAAUACAUUCUGGAGCAGUUUUUACAACAGGAGCUUCUGAUUAAUAUCACAGAGCAUGAGCUGGUGCCAGAACAUGUGGUCAUGACAAAGGAUGAGGUGACAGAAUUGCUAGCUCGAUACAAACUGCGGGAGUCUCAGCUUCCCCGUAUUCAGGCUGGAGACCCUGUGGCAAGAUACUUUGGGUUAAAACGUGGUCAGGUGGUUAAAAUCAUUCGUCCUAGUGAGACAGCUGGCCGUUACAUAACUUAUCGCUUGGUUCAGUGAGGAGAACACACAUUGACGGAAGAGACUUUUCAUUUGCGGAUGCUCUUUUUAUCUUUAAGGUGAUGCCUGGAUUUUUUCUCCAGACUGUGGUUUGCAGCUGCCUUAUCAUAGUUACUUGCCUGCCCAUGGUUAUACAGCUAAUCAAACAUAGAGUAGUGUAGGCUCCUUGAUGCAAAAUAUAAUUUGGAGCUCUCGCAGCUCAUUAAAAUAAGGGGCUGGCAUUCUGUGAAGAAAAAUAACCUAGCUAUGCAUUAUAUUAAAUGCAGUUAUAGCCAGUGGUGGCUCUUCUUCCUAUAGAAGACUUUUUUUUUUACGAAACUGAGGAAUCAACCAUUAAUCAAAGCAAUUUGGAAACUGCAAUAACUUUAAAAUAGAACAAAUGACAGACCCCUUUCAACUGGUUGGUAGUAUUGAAAAAUACAGCAUAUUUGCGUUAUUCGGAUACAUUUAGUAUAGUAUAGGAUAAACAUUGUACCCGUAUAUUUUUCCUCCCUCUGUAUUAUCAUGGAAUGAAUAAAGCUGCACUGUUUUAUAUUAAAAAAA